CAUAACAGCAUGUACCAACAAUAACGUUCCAACGAGCGAUUCCUAUUUUUUAGCUGAAGGACCUGAGGGCCUUCUGAUGUAAUACUUGUGAAUAGUAGGAAUGGGUGACGACGGCUUUCGCAUUGUCAGGAAGGGGAGGGGAAGUCGCGAGGCAAGCCUCACAAACCUUCUCGAGUCCGUGCUUGCCACCAUACCCGUAGAAGCAAGUAACCAGGUAGCGGGCUCUCAAAGUACAGUGCUGCACAUCAACAGCACUUUUAGCACUAUUCAUGCCCCCCCUCAAGUUCCCCCCUACGUCCCUCGUCUCAACGAGUUACACCAUAAACCAGUUGGGACAGAUACAGUUAAUGUUGAAGCAAAACUUUUUGAGUGUACUUGUGGGAAAAAGUUGAAAACUAGAUCUGGAUUCACUGGGCAUCAGCGACGCUGUUCGGUUGUAACAUCUGCAUUAUUCAUGGCUCCCAAUGUUAAAUUGUCGCCAUCCAUUGAAGAACAAUCCGUUAAAGAGGCCUCUCCGGUGGAGCAAAUAGCCGCUCAGACUGUGAACGUAGAGUCUUCGGGCCCCGCUCCAAAGAAAAGACGAACUACCAGGUCAGGUCCGCCGUUGUUGUUACCUGACGAACUCCCCUCCCAACUCCGGGAGUUGGAGCGGACAUUUCAAUGUUUGAAUACAGUUCAUUCGUUUUGCGCUGUGCAGCGGCAGAUGGUUUGCACUUACGAUGGGCUGAAGGAUUCGGUUAAACAACUAAGUGGAAGCAAGCUCAAAUUAUCAGAUCUUGGUUCUAUGCGAGCUGUCGCUCCAUCUCUCAUUAUGCUGUAUUGGGCAAGACGAACUGAUCUUGAAGAUGCUUCUGUUCGCGAACUCUUGAAUCCGGACGAUAAUGGGUAUCGGGAGUACUCGCUCGUCAUAGAGUUUCGGGAUGCUCGACCAGUCAGAUUACCUGGCAAAAUAAGGCUUCGAGACGCUGAUGGGCAACACCUGGGAUGGAGAACGUCAACACUUGCUGAACAGAUUGGGUUAUCGGAGAAAAGCAGUUCAGUACCGGUCCUCAUUGAACGACGGAACCGAAAUUUUCGAGAAUUUCUGAUCAACUACUGGAAAAAAUGCCUUGAAGAGGGAACAGAUCCUAUCGAGAAGCUCAGCGAUCUGGCGCUGCAAGCGGUACCAGUUCAACCUGGGCAAAUGUGGCCAGAGGGAUACGAAGGGAAGCCUGAGACAGACGGAGCUCCACUUCGCCCGUCAUCAUUAACGGGGUUGUUAGAUGAACUUAAAACUGAGCAGUUUUAUCGACAGCAAAUCAGCGAUGAGGCCGUGCAGAUCGACUCGGCAAGGUCUCCCGAGUAUGGAGAGCUGGACCAGCCGCUUUCCGCGGAUCUAACAGCUGCUAUAAACGCAGCUAGUAAUAUCACCAGGCUAUACACCCACCAAGCAAAACCCAUCAACUUCGUGGAACAGGGACAUAAUGUUGUGGUCAGCACGUCUACAUCCAGUGGCAAAUCUCUGAUUUAUCAGCUACCUGUUCUCCGUGCACUUGAGAACGAUCCUACGGUGCGAGCAAUAUAUAUAUUCCCGACAAAGGCAUUAGCGCAAGACCAAAAGCGCUCGCUAAUAUCUAUCCUUUCGCACACUACCAAUCUGCAAUGGGUGGAUGUCGACACCUACGAUGGGGACACCCCAUACCGCGAUGGAACUCGAGAUGCGAUUAGGGCCAAGGCUAGCGUUAUCUUUACCAAUCCCGAUAUGUUGCACGUCUCUAUUUUGCCGGGACAUAAACAGUGGAAGGUGUGGCUAGAGCGAUUACGAUACGUUAUCGUAGACGAGUUGCAUUAUUAUGCUGCAACAUUUGGAGCGCACUGUGCCAUGGUGAUGCGCAGGUUGCGACGGUUGUGUCAUAUAUACGGUAAUGAUACGGUGCGGUUCAUCAGCUGUUCCGCAACGGUUGCAAAUCCCGCCGAGCACAUGACUUCAUUCUUUGGUCUCCCCGAGUCAGCCGUACGAGUGGUGGACGUCGACGGCGCCCCACGAGGGCGCAAACUACACAUCAUCUGGAAUCCGCCACUUAAGGAUCCCCGAAGACCUGGUCAGGGUCGGUGCAGUUCGCUCGAGGAAACUGUCAAACUGAUUGCUUAUCUGGUGGUUCGAGGUGUACGAACAAUCUGCUUUGCAAAGGUCCGAACUAUGUGUGAGCUUCUCUUGAGGGAGGCUCAUGCAUUGCUGCACGAGGUUGCCCCUGGAUUUGUGAAUAAAGUCAUGUCUUACCGUGGUGGAUAUACCCCAGAAGAUCGACGGAAAAUCGAACGACAAAUGUUUCAAGGGGAGCUGCUUUGUAUUGUGGCGACCAAUGCCCUUGAGCUGGGAGUAGAUAUUGGAUCCUUGGAUGCCGUGAUGCAUGUGGGAUUUCCUUUCAACCUCGCGUCGUAUCGUCAACAAUCAGGUCGAGCAGGACGUCGAGAGCGCGACUCCAUGUCCAUCUUGGUGGCGGAAGGCGAUAAUCCCCUAGAUCAAUUUUACGCCAACCACCCAAAAGAACUGUAUUCGUCGACGCUGGAAUCAUCAGGCGUUGAAGUGUCGAAUGAACUCGUCGUUGAAACACAUUUGCAAUGUGCGGCAUUUGAAUGGCCACUGAUCCCAAACAGGGAUUUUGAAUACUUUGGCGAUUUCGAGUUCAUUGAAGGAUUAUGUUCAAAGUUUCUCCGAUGGGAUACGAUCCAUGAGGUGUACUUUGCAUGUUCCAAGUACGCUUCGCAUCCAUCACGGCAAAUCCAAAUUAGGAGCAUUGACGAGGAUGUUUACCGAGUCAUAGAUGUCACGAUAAAUAAGCAAAUUGAAGAAGUUGAAGCAUCUAGAGUACCGUUCACGUUAUACGAAGGCUCCAUUUUCAUACAUCAGGGCCAGUCAUAUUUAGUAUUUGAGGUUGACGCCGAGCGUAAAUGCGGUAAAGUCCGCCCGACCUCUGUGGACUUCAUCACUGCCAACAGGGAUUUCACAAAUGUGGAUCCUAUGAAGACGAUCGAAAGUCGUCCUGCAACGACUCAUAAGACGCCCGUUCAGGCAUCUGGGCAUACCAAGGCGCUCUUUGCAUAUUAUGGUGAAAUGAGAGUGGUUACAACCGUUUUCGGAUACUUCAAAAUCAACCCACGUACGAGGCGAGUAUUGGAAGCGGUAGAAGGAUUAGAGAACCCUCCAAUCACAAAGACUCGCUAUGGGUUUUGGAUCGAUGUCCCAGAGGACACAGUGCAAGCUCUACGUAACGCCACCCUGAACGUGGAGUAUAGCAUACAUGGUGCCUCGCAUGCCCUAAUAUCUCUAUUACCGACGUACGUUAUGAUACCCACAACUGGACAGACGGACAUUAGAACAGAAUGCAAACAUCCGGCUGCGACAAGGCCAAGACCGCCGAGAAUUGUUGUUUACGACUCUGCCUCCGGGAAAGGAGGUGUAACCUAUAAAGCAUUCAAACACAUCUCAGAUCUCCUCGUUCGGGCUCGACAAGUCGUGGAGAGCUGCGAUUGCUUGGAAGGAUGUCCUGGGUGUAUCCAUCGAUCGGCCUGUAGUGAAGCCAAUGAGGCACUGAGCAAAACUGGUGCGAUAAUUGUGUUAAAAGGAAUGUGUGGAGACUUAGCUGUGUAGAGGGGGGAACAGGGAGGGUCUGGUGUAUUCGGAAAUCUUUUCACUUAAAAUACUACUCAAAGCUGUGUAGAGGGGGGAACAGGCAGGGUCUGGUGCAUUCGGAAAUCUUUUGAGGUACUCUUCAAACGUGACAAUAGUUUUUCGGGUGUCCCCAAGGGCGACAAAUUUAAAAACAGGAUUGACUUGAAUGGGACGCGAUCGCGGGUCGUCAGGUAACCUUUUGAUCAAAGCAAGC
This is a messenger RNA of Spizellomyces punctatus DAOM BR117, 3866 nucleotides long. Its product is annotated as ATP-dependent 3'-5' DNA helicase. Bases 101 to 3631 code for a protein of 1176 amino acids. The record is from RefSeq and is a predicted model, not a curated record. Gene Ontology annotation, molecular function: nucleic acid binding; ATP binding. Lineage: Eukaryota; Fungi; Chytridiomycota; Chytridiomycetes; Spizellomycetales; Spizellomycetaceae. The transcript is spliced from 18 exons.